AUGAAGUUGUACCUGUCAAAGAAGUGGGCUAUCGGAUGGUUAGUGAAUACCGAGCUGGAUCGUUGGAUAUCGACUGGUGCUCGCGCCCGCUGCCCCAUCAGGGGUCGUUCCGGGUUCUUUGCCAAACCGUCGACAGCCGCAUUAGCAGACGUUUUUCGGGGUCGCCUAGAAAUCCCGAUCGCUGAGCUAGCGGAGUUCAGAAGGUUUACAUCGUCGCGUAGCUAA
Cylicocyclus nassatus is the source of this 225-nucleotide messenger RNA. The record is from the annotation of a GenBank genome assembly. Lineage: Eukaryota; Metazoa; Nematoda; Chromadorea; Rhabditida; Strongylidae.